CCAAGCCGCUAUUCAAGGGGCUGGAGUCGAGGCUAGUGCAGCAGCUCCACUCUCCUUUGUAAAUAAGCUAGCCUUGCAGACAAAAUGAAUGUCUUAACUUUGAUACAAGGAGGAAUGAUUAAUUACAGGACAAUAAUAAAAUUAACACUUAGUAAUUACCUACACCUUGAGUCCUGUCUCUAGAGAUUUAUAGCAUUAUUCCUAUAUAUGUCAUAGAUGGGGAACAAAUUAGAGGUACCUAUAGUUGAUCUGAGUGGCAAGGUGGCCAUAGUGACUGGAGGGAACACUGGCAUUGGCUAUGAGUUGGUCAAGGGACUGGCAGAGAUGGGUGCUCACACCAUCAUGGCCUCCAGAUCAGAGGAGAGGGCCACUGCUGCAGUUGCUUGUAUCAAAGAGAGUUCUGAGAAAAAUCUGAAAGUGGAGUUUAUGCGUCUGGACCUUGGCUCCAUCCAGUCCACUAAGGACUUUGUGAGGGCAUUCAAAGAGAAUAACCUGCCACUGCACAUACUCAUCAACAACGCUGGUAUUGCCUGGAUACCAUACACAAAAACUGACGAUGGAUUUGAAAGGACUUACCAGGUGAACCACCUUUAUCCGUUCCUCCUCACCUUGGAGCUACUACCCAUCGUCUUGGAGACUGCCUCCACCAGCGGAGAUGGUAGGAUACUGUUUGUGACCUCUAAUGCACAUAACUUUGGAGCAAAUUUUAACCCUGACAACCUCAAUUCUGAGAUACAGUACGACAGGAUGAAAGCUUAUCCCAACACCAAACUCUACAACGUUAUGACGAUUAUUGCCCUCCAGCGUAGGCUUCAGAAUAUGUCAGUCACAGUGUCUGCUCAACAUCCUGGCCUUGUGGCCACUGAGAUUGAGAGAGGGUACAGUGACUGUCGUUUUAUAUCCUUCCUUGGGAGCGUUGCAAAUGCAACUAUUGCCCGUAGUCCUAAGGAUGGAGCAGCCACAACUCUGAACUGUGCCAUCAACCCUGCACUCAACUCCCAGGAAGCCUUCUACUACGACAGCUGUAAAGUGACAGCCCCUAACCCUGACGCCAGGAAUGAGACGUAUCAGGAGGAGCUCUGGAGAAGAAGUGUCAAGGCUCUUAGAGACCACCUCUCACCAGAGAUACUGGAGAAGUACGGAGCACCCCCCUCCCCAACACCCCUUCUCGAUCUGGAUGAGACAGAAAAAGGCAAAGAAAUUGCUACUACUACUGCAACCGAUACUGUUACUGGGACCAAUCAAUAAUUAGAAGACUUGUAUUAUCGAGCAGUGCAGCUACUGUGAUAUCAUUAACUUAUUGCACACACCCAAUAAUAAUCAUUUUAUGUAAGUGUAAAGUUUUUUACC
Halichondria panicea is the source of this 1350-nucleotide messenger RNA. RefSeq names its product retinol dehydrogenase 12-like. The transcript has 8 exons. Bases 217 to 1248 code for a protein of 343 amino acids. The record is from RefSeq and is a predicted model, not a curated record. Lineage: Eukaryota; Metazoa; Porifera; Demospongiae; Suberitida; Halichondriidae.